AUGACAUCCCCAUCAGAAAUCCAAAUCCCAUCCCUCACCCUCUACAGCGGCUUCCCCACGCGCGGCCGGCACGUCGCCUCGCCCUUCGUAAACAAGCUCGAGACGCGCCUACGCCUUGGUGGCGUCACCUACAAGGUCGCCACGGGGUCGGUGUUCAAGGCGCCUCGCGGCAAGAUCCCGUACCUCGAUGUCGAGGGAACGCCGGGCACGGUCCCCGAGCAGCUGGCCGACUCGACGCUCAUCACGCGCAGAUUGGUUGCGGAUGGGUAUCUGCAGGACUUGAAUGCGGGUUUGACGCCGGUGGAGAGAGCGAGGGAUUUGGGGGUGAGGGCGUUGUUGGAGGAUAAGUUGUACUUUUACCAGGUCCGUGAGCGGUGGAUUGACAACUAUUACGUGAUGCGGGACAAUGCCCUCAGCGCCAUGCCCUUCUUUGUGAGGUUUUUCAUCGGUCUGUUGGCCUACCGUUCCACAAAAGCCAGGCUCCUUGGCCAAGGUGUGCUCCGGUUUACGGAUGACGAGGCCAAGAACACGAAGUUGGAGGUUUGGGAGAACGUGAACGCCCUUUUGGUUGGUUCACGCAAUAACGCCUACGAGACCGAAAAGGCCGGUCCUUUUUGGAUCCUCGGUGGCGCCAAUCCCACCGAGGCUGACGCAACCGUCUUUGGUUUUAUUGCUGCAGCUCUGGAUUGUCCACAGGCACCGGCUACAGAACAGAUAGUCCGCAGCUUUCCCGUCAUUAUGGAUUAUGCGAGGAGGAUUCACGAGCAAUACUUUAGUGACUAUGAGCUUUGGAAGGAAUAG
Messenger RNA from Chaetomium globosum CBS 148.51, 801 nucleotides. RefSeq lists its product as uncharacterized. The transcript is spliced from 3 exons. Lineage: Eukaryota; Fungi; Ascomycota; Sordariomycetes; Sordariales; Chaetomiaceae. The record is from RefSeq and is a predicted model, not a curated record. Bases 1 to 801 code for a protein of 266 amino acids.